Molecule: messenger RNA, 939 nt
Organism: Candidula unifasciata
Lineage: Eukaryota; Metazoa; Mollusca; Gastropoda; Stylommatophora; Geomitridae
Source: the annotation of a GenBank genome assembly
AUGGAUACUGGAUCAGAACAGUACAUGGCAAUGUUCCAGCCAACAGUCCAUGGGAUGGGAAACCCAAGCCUCAAAGUGUCAGCUGUGAGGUCACAGAGUUCACUGGCUCACCCCACCACACCAGAGAAUAUUGGAUACUCCAGCGGCAACACUUCCCAAAACCCCAGAAAUCAAAUUCAGAGUGUCAUCAGCUCUGACAGCAGUGGCGGCUCUUCUGAAUGUCCUGUUUUUAUUUAUAGUCAGCCAUUCACUGUGUUCACCGAAGGUCAAAGUUCAUUCCGAACUCCGAGGCCAUUCCACCCUGCCCCACCAGUGUUUGAUGCCCUGGGGAGGCAAAUGAAUGCUUCCAUGCCCAACGAUCACAACAUGUUUAGAACUUCUUUCGGUGCAAGUGGGCAGUUCCACCAAGAUGGCUGCUAUAAUGUUUCUAGAGGACAGUUAGCGAGAAGCAAAUCACUGCCUAUCCACCGCAUUCAGACCAAAUCUAUGGUGCACACACGAAGCAUGGAUGCUCAGCCUCCUGUUGAGAACUUAGAAACAGAACUGUUAACUCUGGAAGGAUGGAAUCCCCAUGUUAAUGGAGAUACAAUUCAGGAGACAAUGGACAAGUUCAAAUCUCCGGAUGGUAAUUAUAUCAUAUGGAAAAGUCGCAGACACAACAAGUUUGUCAUUUCUGUGAGUUAUUUGAAUCAACUGUUUCAUUUUCGAGUAGACGAAAUGACAUCACAGAACAAUGGAAGAACCGUCUAUUUCCUGUUUGAGGGAGGUUACUCAUCUGAAAGUUUCCUGGAUCUGCUGCAGCACUACAAGCAGAAUGGCAUCAGGAUAUCCAUGCAGUCAGCGGGCAAGCAGAAGACGUACAUCGAGAACAUUCAUCUACUGUGCCCUCUCAAGGUGACAACACAGAUGGUAAGGAAGGGUACCUGGAAACUGAAGUGA